Cutaneotrichosporon cavernicola is the source of this 669-nucleotide messenger RNA. RefSeq lists its product as uncharacterized. Gene Ontology annotation, cellular component: cytosol. The transcript has a single exon. Lineage: Eukaryota; Fungi; Basidiomycota; Tremellomycetes; Trichosporonales; Trichosporonaceae. The record is from RefSeq and is a predicted model, not a curated record. The coding region runs from base 1 to 669 and encodes 222 amino acids.
AUGGCCUCAUUCUCCAAGACGCUCCGCGAUGCCUAUACGGGGAAAUGGGACGCAUCGACCUCGCAUCGUUUUGUGAGGGACCUGUGGACCGGCACUGUCCCCGAAGCAGUGAUGCGUCGGUAUUUGAGCCAGGACUACCUAUUCGUAGACGCCUUCGUGGCGCUCAUGGGCGCAGCGGUGAGCCACUCGGACUCACCCGGUGCGCGGCUCGCAAUUGCGCGGCAGCUCGGUAUGGUGGCCAGUGACGAGGACGGGUACUUUGUCCGUGCGCUCACCCGCCUCGAUCCCAAGUUCAAGCCGACUGCCGCGUCGCUGGAAGCUUUGGUCGGCCACUCGAGUUACACGCCCCACGCAGCUACGGCGGGCUUCCUACACCUCAUGGACGAGGCACGCUCAUCGUACGCUGCCGCGCUCACAGUCCUCCUCGUCGCCGAGUGGCUUUACCUCGACUGGGCGACCUCCGAAACCCCUCCGCCUGACGACUGGUUGUAUGCCGAGUGGAUCGAGUUGCACCGCGGCCCAGCGUUCGAGGCGUGGGUCCAGUUACUGCGGGACGAGUUUGACCGCGUGGCCGCCGCGGCUGGAGACGAGAUGCGCAAGGAGAUGGAAGGAAUGUUUGCACGUGCGGUCAAGCUCGAGCUCGACUUUUUCGACGCCGCCUACGAGUAG